Molecule: messenger RNA, 1681 nt
Organism: Rhodamnia argentea
Lineage: Eukaryota; Viridiplantae; Streptophyta; Magnoliopsida; Myrtales; Myrtaceae
Product: programmed cell death protein 2-like
Exons: 8
Coding region: 194-1378 (394 amino acids)
Cellular component (GO): cytoplasm
Source: RefSeq, a predicted model, not a curated record
AAUUUCACACCUACACGUACGACGUCCGAGAGGGUUCCUGCAAGAGAACACUAUCAAUUUCUUCACUGUCUUUGCUCUGCCGCUGAAAAACUUCCAGCGCAGCCAGACUGACCAAGCAAAGCAUAACGCAACUUGCUUUGUAUAUCGAAGAGUCACGCACCCACAAUCUUCCCAGCAGGUAUAGUAGUGAGCAAUGGGCAGAGUCUUUCUUGGCAUGCCGGGACCAUGGGCCGAUGACAAUCGCGAAGCAUCUGACCAUUAUACGGCGAAAAUUGGUGGACUGCCCGACUGGCCUUCUCCAUUAAUUGCCUGGGGAUCAGAUUUUCUCGAGUGCAGCAUAUGUGGAAAUAAACUUUGUCUCGUCGGACAGGUUCCUGCUCCCAUAACCAGUGAAAAUUUGAAAGUUGAAGACCGUGUGCUUUACAUCUUUGGUUGCAUAGCUCCAAAAUGUGGGAGCAGUCCCUUGAGCUGGCGAGCAAUUCGUAUUCAGAGAUCUUAUGAAGACAAAGAAUCAAACUCCACUUGUUGCGAUGCGGUAGUGGCUGCCACGCACUCUGUUUCAGCCGGGGAAAAUGACUGGUGGAAUGAUUUGGAUGAGAAUGAUGAAGACGCGGAUUUAGAGGAGCUAGGAAGGGCACUUGCAGAAGCUGCAACUGUCACUUCCAACUCAAAGAAACCGAAUAGGCAUGAGAAUUCUGAGAAAAUAGCAAAAUCGUCACCUUCAAGGCCAAUAUCAAGACAAGUAGAUGAUUCUUUACCUGUGAUGCCUUGCUUUUAUAUUUAUACCUUGGAAGAGCCUUGUUCGAAGGAUGUCACAUCUGCUUGUUUGAACUUUUCAUCUCUUUCCAUCAAUGUUGACAAUCAUGUACGAGAAGAAGUAUUGGAGGAUGAACGUUAUGAGUAUGAUAGAGCUUUAAUGGCUGACCGGUCUUACUUCAAGUUUAAGAAACGGUUGGAUGUUUAUCCAGAACAAUGUUUCAGAUAUUCAAAUGGAGGGAAGCCACUGUUGGCUACUAAAGAGAUAGGAGAUCCUGGGAGAUGCAAACUCUGUGGUGGCCCAAGACAAUUUGAGAUGCAGCUUAUGCCGCCGUUGUUAUAUUUUCUGCAUGAAGCUGCUGAUGAUUCUCAGAAAGAGGCACUGGAGAAUUGGAACUGGAUGACAGCAAUUAUAUAUACUUGUUCCAAGAGCUGUUAUGACUCACAAAAUGAAGAGUUCAGAAGGGGGGAGUGGAUUGUUACUGAGGAAGCUGUAUUAGUACAAUGCGAGAAAUCAUUGAAGCAAGCUGUACUUGAUUACAUAUCUCAUUACACGGCCUUGCCAUCGCACGGCUCCUUUUCUCGGGGAGCAAAUUCUGGGUGUCCAGAUCAGAUGAAUUGAUUUUUGCGACAGUAAUGCAUUUCAAUACUUAUUGCGUAACUUCUGGGAUCUCUCUGAUAUGGAGCUCUGGAUAGUGGUACCAUAAAAGUGAAUGAAAAGAUUUGACUGAAGAGAAGAUUAUACUUAUUACCACAAUGUGCAAGAAAGCUCUCUGAAAAGGAAACUCUUUUGCUCAUGUUUGGGUGCACAGCUGUCUUUUGAAAGCAUAUUUUUGACUGAUCCUGUCAUAUUUUUUGCUGAGGGGACAUCAAAGAGUGCCAAAGCAUAUGCAAGCAUAUAUUGCGGUUCCAUGUUUCAUCUCUA